CGAGGUGUUUGAGAAAAUGUUCAAGAGAACCGCGUUUAUCUAUUGUCAAAGGCGUACACUGGUAAAUGUGAAGCUGAAAUGGGUAAAAGACCGCGUCUUGGACAAGGCAGUAGCUGGAGGGAGAGAGCUCAAAGCUGCGGGUGUGCUCAUCUCCCUCAUUGCCUCGGAUCCAGACGGUUGUAUUCCCAUUUACCGCCUGUCGCGUAAUCGCGGCCAACUUGGCCUCCCAGAUGGCCUAAAAGUGUCAACAUUAAUGAGAAGAUACCCGAACGUGUUUGAGGAGUUGCAUGUUCCUGAUAGUGGAGGGACUCGGGUGCCUUGGUUCAAGUUAUCAGCUGAAGCCUUAGAUGUUUACCAAGAUGAGGUGGUCGCGUUUCAGAAAUGUGAGGUGGAUAUUCUUGAUCGGUUUAAGAAAUUUAUGAUGUUGUGUAGAAAUAGAACGCUUCCACUGCAAACGAUUGAUCAGUUGAAAUGGGAUUUGGGUUUGCCGUAUGAUUAUGAGAAAUCAUGGAUUAGGAGGCAUUCAGAAGUUUUCAAAAUGGUUCAGCUGGAUGAUGGGCGUGAGGCCCUGAAGCUCGAAAAGUGCGAUCAGAGCUUGGCGUCGUCCCACUUGGAAAGGAAUUCGGGUUCUUCUAGGGUGUUGGCGUUUCCAAUUGGAUUCAGUAGGGGUUUUGGUUUAAACAGGAAAUGUAUGAAAUGGUUGGAAGAGUGGCAGAAGCUGCCAUAUACUUCCCCGUAUGUUGACGCCUCCCAUUUGGAUCCUCGUACAGAUGUAUCUGAGAAGAGGAUUGUCGGAGUGUUCCAUGAGCUUCUGCACCUGACCCUGCAGAAGAAAACUGAGAGAAGGAAUGUUAGUAAUUUGCGAAAGCCGCUGGGAUUGCCUCAGAAGUUUACUAAGGUGUUUGAGCGGCAUCCAGGGAUAUUCUACAUUUCAAGAAAGGGUGAUACACAGACUGUUGUUCUUAGGGAGUCUUACGAUCGCGAUAAGCUAACUGAGAAACAUCCUCUUGUUGAUACAAGGGGUAGAUAUCUUCGCAUGUUGAAGGAAGGAUUUUUGGAGCGGAGCAGGGGAUCAUACAAGAAGGAUAAGAUGGACGAUGAAUUGAUGAGCUCUUUGGAUUGUCAAAAGAAUUUAGUCAGAUUUCAAUCAGAAGAAGAAUCGGACUGUAUUUUGUCAGAAUAUGAAUGAGAUUAAACUACUUGAUGAGGUUUUUUAAACUUGUCAAGGCAGUUAGCAACAGGGCAAGUUUGUACCGUGUGAUAU
Molecule: messenger RNA, 1264 nt
Organism: Coffea eugenioides
Lineage: Eukaryota; Viridiplantae; Streptophyta; Magnoliopsida; Gentianales; Rubiaceae
Product: protein WHAT'S THIS FACTOR 9, mitochondrial
Exons: 1
Coding region: 17-1189 (390 amino acids)
Molecular function (GO): RNA binding
Source: RefSeq, a predicted model, not a curated record